AUGAAAAAUGAGUUAUAGGCUUUAUACGAUUAAGGAUAAAGUAAAAAGACAGAUCCUACUAAUAUUGGAAUCUUCAUCCCGAAUUUCCUAAACAAGUUGAUAGCAUUAAAAAAAAUGAUUGGGAGUGCCUAUGAAUAAGGACGUUUCAUUGCUUAAGAGGAGGAUCUAUUUGGAAAUAAAACGGAAUUCGAUGAUGAUUUCCUAAGAGCUUUAACACUAAAUUAAUGGAAUCAGUUUUUAGCUGUAAAUAUAGAAGUCACCUUACUCUAACCUGAUUAGCAAAUGUUAUCAUUUAGCAAAAGAAUAGAUAUAAUUCAAAAUUUUCUACUCUCCUUCGUCAAUUCAAAAUCAAAUGGAUUGGCUUUUUACUCUUAUUUAGAUUAAAUUUAUGUGAAAUACAAUAUAUAUUUACCAAAUGCGAUUACAUUAAAAAUGAUGAACCAUAGUGAAACAAAUCACUUGAUUUAAAUUAUUGAUGAACGUUAUAGAUUAAUGGAGUUGCAGAUAAUGUCUUAUAAAGAUUAAUUGCUUUCUGCUCUUGCUUUAGAUCAAUAGGAAAUCUAAGAAUAUUUUCCAUAACAGCUUGAUUUAUAUUACAACUACAAAAACGAUAAUAUUUAGAUUCCUAUUGAUUAAAGUUUAAAAUACGAAAGCUUAAUAGCAAGAGAAUGUGAAAUAUUUUAAGAUCAAAUAUAGAUUGAUGGUGGAGAACAAAGGAGUAUUAAUACUUUAUCAGAAACGGAUCAAGAAAUAGCUAAAAAUGGCAAUAAUAAUUCACAAAUUCUUCAAAACUUAAAUUACAGAGUAAAAGUGUAUACUGUUGAAGCUAGAGUUGGUUUACUUAAUUAAGGACAUUUUAGAAACUAUUAGGAAAUACUUGGUGGGGAAUUAUUUCAGGAGUUUGAGAGACAACCUAUUACUUAGUAGAUUUAAAGAAAAUUAGAAUUCGAAGACUCUAUUCACAUCCCCUAAGCUGAUCCUAGAUAUAAAAAUGUUUUAUAAGAGUAAUUGCCUGAUGUAAGCAUAUCAAUACUUAGGAGAUUAUUAAUAUUAAAAGAAGCUUUGCUUAUUAUUAUUGAAAAUCAAAGACAACUUGCAAACCUUAAAUUUAAAGGCAAGUUGUCUGUUUUGGUGAAGAUCAGAUUUUGCAAUGUUUUAGGGACCAGACCAAUUUUUAUUAUGCGGAAGAUAAAAAAAGAAAAGAAAUAAAUAGAUGACAAAAAUCAUAUACACAAUUACAAGAUCAUAAAAAGUUUGAUAUAUGUUCUGUUUUUUAAAGAUAGGUAUGAUGAUGAAAUAAGGCCUAUUCAUCAUUUAUGUUGUGAAUUUCUGCAUAGUUUUUGUUAAGGUGAACCUGACAAUUCGCAGGAUUCUGAUUAAGAAACUGAAGAUUCUCGUUAUAUAUUAAAAAAUCUUCCAGAUAUUGAUAAAUAUUUAGUUAAAUUAGAAAAACUAAUUCUUUUAAUAAACAAAAUAUAUUGUGUACCUUUUUGA
Messenger RNA from Paramecium tetraurelia, 1494 nucleotides. RefSeq lists its product as uncharacterized. Lineage: Eukaryota; Ciliophora; Oligohymenophorea; Peniculida; Parameciidae. The transcript is spliced from 2 exons. The record is from RefSeq and is a predicted model, not a curated record.